AUGAUGUAUUAUGGCACCUCAGGAGACCGGUAUCGCGAGUACAUCGAUGACUCAACUUCACACAAAAUUAAAAGUGCGUAUUGGUCGACUAGACAGGCGGUAAUCCGCAAGCUUGGUAAGGAGGAGGACCGACACGUAGUUGCUUCGGAUGCCGAGCUCGAUUCAAAAUUGGAGGUUUGCUUGUCUAUUGUAUUCUCUAAUCGUGCUUUCAGCUCUUUAAUUGAGAAUGACACUGGGCGGUUUCUGAAGUCGCGAAGUUCGGAGGAUAAGACGCGUGCUGGAAAGAUGCUUUCCGCUGUUGGGAAAGCUCUGUCUCACUCGGCGCAACAGCGGUUAGAGCAGGAGGUUAGAACAUUUCGUGAUCGUGCGAUCGGUGAUACUGCAAACACGAUUGCCCGGAUGGAGACAGCUCGAACUGAGUACCGUGGUGCUUUAAUGUGGAUGAAAAAAGUCAGCGAAGAGCUUGAUCCUGACAUGUACAAAAAACUGGACAAAUUUAGACGCGUCCAGACUCAGGUGAAGAAGUCAAAGGCCGUUUUCGACCGUUUCAAGUUGACGUGCAUGCAGAAGGUGGACCUUCUCGCGGCCAGCCGCUGCAACAUGCUGAGUCACGUGCUCGCUGCUUAUCAGGAUACCCUGCUGCAAUUCUGGGAAAGCACGGCUCGUUUCAAGGGCUACCAGUACUACGAGUUUGCUCUCCUUAAGGACCUAACUCCUGAAAGUCGCAAACUUGCCGAACAAACCUCCCAACAGUUUGAUGAAGGUGAUGGGUACGUUUUGCGUUAA
Molecule: messenger RNA, 786 nt
Organism: Mesocestoides corti
Lineage: Eukaryota; Metazoa; Platyhelminthes; Cestoda; Cyclophyllidea; Mesocestoididae
Source: the annotation of a GenBank genome assembly